AGCCCCUUGCCGCAGCCCGGGGCGCGCCCCGCAGCCCUCUCUGGCACGAGGGAGGACACGUCCUGUAAGAGCCAGUCGACCUUUGAGCAGUCGGGGAGUUGGUCCGUUUGCAUCUCCUUGGCCCCUUUCAGGAAAAUUUGGGGUUUACCGCGUUGGGUGUGUGAAGGGAGCUGUUUGUAUCGGACAGCCAUUUCAUGCCUGCAUCGCUCAGAAGUUGUGUCAGAGCCACCAAAUUAGGAUAAAUCCUCCCCUCAUUUGGGACAAAAAGUAAGGCUUGGGUUGCCUGUGACAAGUUAUCUGACAUUGACGAUUCCUCCAGGCUCUUUAACCUGAUUGAACUUUGAACCCCUUUGAGAAGUUGAAAGUGAUAGGGACCUUUUAUCCAGAACAAAUGCCAUACGUACACACACACAAUUUUUCCUCCAAUCUUAGGUGGUUCUAGGACUCCUAUGAAGUAACCCUGUUCCACAAAAUCUUCGAGCUCGACUUCUGUAACUGACAUUUUUGUAUACAUUUACAAAGCCGUUUGCAAAACAAAAAAGCAGAAGCAGCGUUUGGACCUGGUUUUGCGCUGGUAGUGUAUUCUGCUGUUUAAAAAAUACCAGGCACAAACUCAGAUUGCUGUUAAAAUUUCAAACAAUGCAAUUCUGUGAUAGUUUAGAAAUUUGUGAUGUGGCUCUUCUUUAGACAUGUAAUUCAGUUUUGUUGGGGGUAUAAUUGACAAAUAGAAAUUGUAUAUAUGUUAAAGGUGUACAUUUUAAUGUUUUGAUAUAUGUAUACAUUUAGGAAAUGGUCUCUACAAACUAGUUAACAAAUCCAUCACUUCACAAUUACCAUUUUUUCAUGUGUGUGAUGAGAACACUUAAGAUCUUUUUAGCAAAUUUCAAGCAUACAAUACAGUGUUGUUAACUAUAGUCACCAUACUAUACAUUAAAUCUAGACAUACAUAAAUUUUAAAAUCCAGAGUUAGAUUCGAAAUCAUUCUCUUAAAUUGGGUCCUGCAAUACUUUUAGAAGGGAUAGAGUUUAGUAAAAACCAACAUAAGGAGGGAAUUACGUUCUCUAAAAUGCAUAGUAUUUGUCCUAAGAAGAGAAGACUGCAGUUGAGAGGUUUCUGAUGCUUACUGAGUAUCUACAAAUCCUGCAAUCAAAGUAACUCAGUGAGAAGACGCUUCAUUAUCCCUAGUGGCUGGAGGGAGUGGUUUCAGUGAUCUGUACUUGUCAAAAGCCAUCUGUAAUGUCUUUGUAACUGAACCUCUUAAAAUUUAUUUGUAAUAAUAACAUGUUUGGAGGUAUAAUAUCAGCCAAGCAUUGUAUCCAUUUUUCCAUUAUUUUCUCUGAGGAAGAAAGCAUCAUAGUGCUUAGCAGUUGUUAAGUAACUGAAGGAAGCACGUUGAGGUUUCAUUGCAGCCUCUAAGCCUUUGCUGUGAGGAAGAAUAUAGUGGAAGAAGAUACUUUAUAAAUACUACCCAAGUUUAAGGAAUUUGGAUGGUAUAUCUUUACAAAGCAUAUAUUUUAUCUCAACUUUGACAGUGAUAAACCGUUGGUAAGUCAGGACAUGCCUUUCUAAUAAAAUUUUUUUUCAGCUAUGUGCUAAGAGUAGAUUACUUUUACAGUAAUAGUGAUGUAAUUAUUUGUUAUGUUAGUUUAUUCUUGAGCAAACAAAUAUUUAAAAUUAUUUUUUAGUUAGUUUAAAAAAGUUGUCCUGUAGGUUAGUUUCUUUAGCAAAUGAGGAGAUGUUGAAGGUCAGCAUAAUGACCUCUGAGUUGAUUCAUGUAGGGAUUUUUUCCCUUUUUUGAGAGUUUGAAGAAAAUUUAUAUUUUUGAAAUAUUGUCCCAUAUAUCUUUUGACUAACUUGAAUGAUUUUAGAGCUUUCCUGAAGACAAAGGGAACCAGUGUUCUGAUUGAAUUUACCAGCAGUCAUUUUGGUCCUGAGGACCAGUGUGAAGGCAGGGACAAGUAAAUAAUUUCUGGUAUUUAAAUGAGUUUAUCUCAAUAUGUGGGUUAAUUCUAGGUGUCCUAAAACUGGUUUGGUUAUACAAAUAUGCAACUAGACUAAAGGGAAAACCAAAGGUAAUAUAGAACCAGUGUUCAGAAAAAUUGCAGGAAACUUUUCUUUUUAAGGUAACAGCAGUAAAAAUAAAUAGGAACAGUAUCAAGUGUGGUUUGGAAAAUCCUGAACUUUUGACAUUUGCUUUAGUGUUUAAUUUUUCUUUUUUGCCCACAGUUUUUCAGCUUUCUAGAGUAACUUUGUUGUAAAUGAAAAUAAGAUGAAUGUUUUCUUAUAUUUCCAUAAAAAGAUCAAAGAGAAGCCCCCGUUUAUUUUUUAUUGGCCCAGAUUAUUCUUCAUCAGCAUGGUUACCUGGUAAUGAACCCUUGUGGCAGGCCACAAGUGUUCCAUCUAACCAUCGAAAUAACCAUAUCAGGAGACAUAGUAUAGCUUCUGACAGUGGCGACACCGGUAUUGGAACUUCCUGUUCUGACAGCGUGGAAGAUCAUUCAACUUCAAGUGGCACAUUAUCUUUUAAGCCUAGUCGAUCGUUGGUUACUCUUCCUACUGCCCAUGUCAUGCCGUCUAACUCCAGUGCUUCGGUUUCCAAACAUAGAGAAUCAUUGACAUCAGAUGGCUCAAAAUGGAGUACAAGCCUCAUGCAAACCUUGGGGAACCACAGUAGAGGAGAGCAGGACUCUUCACUAGACAUGAAGGACUUCCGGCCCCUCCGGAAAUGGUCAUCUUUAUCCAAACUCACUGCCCCGGAUAACUACAGCCAGAGUGGUGGUGUAAACACUGAAGAGUCAAGGAGUGGUUUGGAAAAGACAGGGAGAGGCAAGGCUUUAACAUCACAACUAAGGACAAUUGGGCCUAGCUGCUUACAUGAUAGUAUGGAGAUGCUUAAGCUAGAGGACAAGGAAAUAAGUAAAAAACGAUCUUCAACUCUGGACUGCAAAUAUAAAUUUGAGAGCUGUAACAAAGAGGACUUUAGAGCUGCUUCCUCCACUCUUCGGAGACAGACCUUAGACAUGACUUAUAGUGCCUUACCUGAAAGCAAGCCUAUUAUGACAAGCUCAGAGACUUUUGAACCUCCAAAAUACUUAAUGCUUGGUCAGCAGGCAGUAGGGGGAGUUCCCAUUCAGCCUUCUGUGAGGACACAGAUGUGGCUUACAGAGCAGUUGAGGACGAAUCCUUUGGAAGGUAGAACUACAGAGGACUCUUAUAGCUUAGCUCCUUGGCAACAGCAGCAUAUCGAAGAGUUUCGACCAGAAAGUGAAUCACCAAUGCAGGUUUUGACUGGAUCAUCUCGUCAGACUUACUCACCUUCUGGCUAUCAGGAUUUCAGUAAGUGGGAAUCAGUGCUGAAAAUAAAAGAAGGACUACUGAGGCAGAAAGAAAUUGUAAUUGAUCGACAGAAGCAACAAAUUACCCACCUACAUGAGAGGAUAAGGGAUAAUGAGUUACGGGCGCAACACGCCAUGUUAGGACAUUAUGUGAGUUGUGAGGAUUCCUACGUGGCUAGUUUGCAGCCACAAUAUGAGAACACUUCACUGCAGAGUUCAUUUUCAGAUCAGUCAGUGUCCCCUUCCCAGCAAGAGGAACUUGAGCAAAAGCUUGCAUCUACUGAGAAAGAGGUUUUACAGCUCAAUCAGUUUCUCAAACAAAGAAUAAGCCAGUUUAGUGAAGAGAAGAAGAAACUGGAGGAAAAGCUUAAAACCAGAGAUAGAUACAUCAGUAGCCUGAAAAAAAAAUGCCAGAAGGAAUCUGAACAAAACAAAGAAAAGCAGAGAAGAAUUGAGACCUUGGAAAAGUAUCUGGCUGAUCUUCCAACUCUAGAUGAUGUACAGAGUCAGAGUCUACAGCUGCAGGUUCUAGAGGAAAAAAAUAAGAAUUUGCAAGAGGCUUUGAUAGAUACAGAAAAAAAGCUUGAAGAGACCAAAAAGCAAUAUCAAGAGAAAGAGGCACAGUUAAUAUGCCAGAAGAAGAAAGAGAAGGAGUUGGUAACUACAGUUCAGAGUUUGCAGCAAAAAGUAGAAAGAUGCCUUGAAGAUGGAAUCCGCCUUCCCAUGUUAGAUGCAAAACAGCUUCAGAAUGAGAAUGAAAACUUGCGAGAGCAAAAUGAGAAUGCUAGUAAGAUCAUAGACAGCCAACAAGAUGAGAUUGACAGAAUGAUUUUAGAAAUUCAGUCUAUGCAAGGGAAACUGUCUAAAGAAAAAUUGACCACUCAAAAGAUGAUGGAAGAACUGGAAAAGAAAGAAAGAAACCUACAGAGAUUAACAAAAACAUUGCUUGAUAACCAAAGACAAACAGAAGAGUCGUGCUGUUUAUUGGAUCAGGGCCAGGAAGCCGACCAGUCCAGGCAGCAGGCACUUCUUUCCAAACGGCCACUGUUUGAUUUGAGUGUGAUUGAUCAGCUGUUCAAGGAAAUGUCCUAUUGCCUGUUUGACUUAAAGGCGUUGUGUAGUAUUCUUAAUCAGCGUGCUCAGGGCAAGGAGCCUAAUCUUUCAUUAUUACUGGGAAUCAGAUCAAUGAACUGUUCAGUUGAAGAGACUGAGAAUGACCACAGCCCAGAAACACUCACUAAAAAACUAUCAGAUGUAUGCCAGUUACGGAGGGACAUUGAUGAAUUAAGGACUACAAUAUCAGACCGCUAUGCUCAGGACAUGGGAGACAGCUGCGUUACCCAAUGAUGGAGUGUUGAUCCCGCAGCAAUAAUGACCCGUUGCUAAAUGCUGCUGUGUUAUAGUUCUUCCUGUUUCUUUUUAGGAGCCACGAUGGAAAGUUGCUAGUGACGUAUGACUUGCACAUGGGAUUUUUUUUUCUGUACAUUUGUUUUGUUAGGGGAGAAGGGGAAUAGGAUAUUUCAAAGGGGCUUGUCUAAUUAGGCCAAAAAAUUGAAUUACCAUUUGAAACGUGAUAGAGUGUAUAAGAAAAAAAAAAUUCUGUAUUCUCAAACUACUGACUGUAGGACCAAGCUGUGAAGAAUCCCCUUCAGAUAAAGGGGUAAGAUUUCUUUUUAUCCUGUAGUUUGUGUGUGUGUGCGUGUGUUUAUUCACAAAAUUAUAAGGAUUUCUAGGAUCAAAGCACAGCUUCUGAGAAAGGCACACGCUGUUUAUUCUUGUAUUUCUUUGCUUUCAUGUAGAAGCUUGUGUUGUACUUGGGGUUUUCAAGGGCUGGCCGAACAAGAGUUCCAACAGCAGGCAGGUGUGCUAAUAGAGGUACAGCAGGCAAGACCAUUUGUGUUUUGAAGAACCACUGUGCUGAGAUGAUGAGGUGUGGGAUUGGGCUGAUUUUAGGACUGUGGAUAGGGCAGCUGUUUCUCCAGAGUGAUUGUGAAUUGCCUUAGAGGUGUGGAGUUUGGAUGUGAUGAUGUCUUUUAUAUAUUAUAAAACAAUUUAACACAAUUUGAACUAAUUUUAACGUGUCCCUGACUAUUUACAACUUUUUGCUUAUAUAUAUCAAUGUAAACAAAGCCAUGUGUAAUUCAUGCAAACCUUCUAAGGUCUCCAGUCAUUGUUGUAAAAGAAAAAUUGACAAAGUGACUCUGGAACAAUACCUUAUUUAUCCAGAUCUCAAACGUUUACAUGUUAACAGUUUUGUGUUUGUUUUAAAGUUGAAACUACUUUAAGAAAAGUAUUCUUAAAUCUGUAUUCUUUAUAUCUGAAUUAUCACUAGCAUAAAACAAAAUCUAAGCCAGGUGAUAUUUUGAUUCCUUUUAUUAGGUGAAAUACACUACAAACAGGGUUUUUUAUAGAAUACAAGCUUGGCCAGGGUAGUUCUCCUGGAGUACAGAGUAUCACUACGAAAUGCAACUGAUUCUUAAGUAGACGUACAAUCGUUUCAACUUCAAAUGAGUAUUUCCUUGUUUUAGUUGGUAUUUUGGAAGGACUUUAUAUUUUUAUUGCCUCAGGAGCAUUCAUUACAUUCUUUUGAGUGUACUUAGUUAUGGUAAUCAUUGUCCUUUACAGAUUGGUUUGUUUUCUUGAUGCAACCAAGUCUCAUUUAGGUCAAGAUUGAAUAAGAGGUAGAAGGAAUAGGGAGUGUGAAUCAAGCAGGAUAUUAUUGUUUUGGGCAAGAGAAGAUCACAUGUCUGUUUUCUUGCCAGGCUUAUAUACUGGUAUAAAGGCUGCUCUUAGAAAAGAUUUUUCUUAAAGAUUUUCCACAGUGAAAACAUGUGGGAUAAGGCCUUCAAGGAACCUACCCAGGAAGACAUUCACUUCAGAACUGGGCUUGUGUACAGCGCUCGCUAAGUUAUUCCGUAGUUCUCUUUCAGCAGUCGGUUAGAAUACAUCGUAAGGACAUGAAACUUUGCUUCUGCUCAGUGCCUGAGUCCUCCCUGCUCCUCCUACUUCUGAGGAUCUGGGCACUAAGAAAUCAGUGCAUUGUAGUGAUUCCGCAUCUCAAGGGCCCUCACCUCAUCAGGAGGGACUUGAUCCCUGGUAGGAAUUUGGCUUUCUAAUGAGUUCAUUUGUUUUUUAAUGUCGAUGGUUUGAAGACAAUCAAGGAGCAGUAAAUUUGUACCAAAAAUCUGAUGCAAAGAAUUCUGCCUUGUAAAAAUUAAUUAUCUGUAAAAAUGGCCCUUUACAGUGAAGUAGAUAAUAGCAUCUAAAAGAGAUAAGCCAUAAGGGCAACGCACAUUUUUACAUUCUCUUUGAAUAGACUCUCCUCCCCAAAUGCCAACCUCCCCAAUUUUGGAAAUAAAGGCACCCUAAAAUGAUGGUACUAAUGGGCAAAUAAUCACUGAUUUGGAUCACUACGUUCUUACUUAAAUAUCUCCUAGGUUGUUAGUAUAUGUUUUGGGGUUUUAUGGUUAUUAUUGUUGCUUUAAAGAAACUUUUGGUCAUUUGUUUUAAUCAACUGUAAGUACAGUUUUGUUUUCUGAGUUAGUUGGGAUAAAAUUUGAUUUUUUAAUGUUAGUUUUCAAAAACUUACAGAAUUUGACCUAAUUCAAGUAUCUUGAGGUAAAAAUUUUUUAACUUAGGAAAUUAACAAACUACUGCUGAUGUAUUUCAGUUGCUGCAAUGUAUACUCCCCAUAAAAAAGAGAAUUAAGGUGUGAUAGUUUAAGUAUAACCGUGGAUUACAAAAUGUGAUCUCUGGAGUCUGGAGUUUGUGAAAGGACCUAGCCUUGGAGCGUUGUCCAUUUCUAGGGGAAAUGAAACUAGUAGUAUUCUAAUUUGUCAAUAUUGAAUUUUGAUUUUUCAGAAAAUGGCCCCUCCCAAGACAACGUCUUGUGUUAGGACAUAAUAAUGUUGGUAUCUCAUUGAAAACAAAGAUUUUACUGUUAGGCCAAAUAAGAUGGGCAAAUAUAGACACUGUAGUGUGUUGUCCUAGUUUGAACUAGUUUGUUCUUGAAAGUUAUUACAGUGAUAUAUGUCCAAGAUGAAAAUUAACCGAAAUUUUAAAAUAAAUCUAUUUGAAAAUUUCCUUAGAGAUGAAAACUCUUUGAUGAUGCUUUUGUGAAUAAAAUCCUUGUCUUCUUAGGAAGUACCUCAUGCAGCAUUAGCGUUGAUUAGUGGUCUUCUGGGUUUUGAAGUUGAGCUUAUUUGGCCUCAGUCACAUUCAAGCAGGGAUAAAGUAACAGUUGUCUCAAUGAAAGACCCAAAUCACCUGUGCAGAUAAAAGUAACUGAAUCAGAGGCACAAUAGUAGUGGUCUUUUCAUGUGAUGUUAGAAAACAAUGAUGACUUUUAUUAAACUGUUAGUAAAUUUUCAGUGGCCUCUAAUUUUCAAAAGCUUAAGUAUUGACUGGGUAAGUCAUGCCUGAAUUUUGUUUUUCAUUUUUUAAAAUAAGUGUGGCCCCUUUUUCUGUUUGAAAUAGGAUUCAACAUUUAAUGUUAACAGUAUUUUAUUUUAGUGAAGUUUAUUUUGGUCAUGACAAUUUAUUAGACUUCUUUCAGUAGCUUGUUAGAGACAAUCUCGAGGGCUGGAAAGUGUUGCUAAUAUAGAUAUUGUACAUUUCUGACUUGGUGAUGAGCUUAUAAGUUAAUUUUGUCAUAGUUCAAGACUUACCAAUAGGAAUCUGUUAAAGGAUAUUUUUAAAGGAACUUCUUUAUUGUGAAAAUGUUCUUUCAAUGCCAGUAAUAGUUCAUUGAAUAUCAUAGCAGCUGAGAACUUGGACUGUAUUUUUAUAUAGCAUAGUUCAGCUCAAGCGUAUCUUUAGUUUGGAUUAUCAGCAUUCUCUUAUGUAGACUUCUAUCAUUGUAGAUAUGUAAUUACAGUAAUAAGCAAUUCUCAUAACCAUGCUCACUCAGACUGUGUCAUUUGAAACUGCCAGUAGCUAUAGCUCUUAGAGACAAAGUUAAUUCAUUUCAUUUCCAUUUUUGACAGUUCUUUUCAGUGUUCACAAAACAAGAAAAGCUAUUUCCUAUUUGGUAUAAAGAAUAUAAUUUCCAGCUUCACCCGAGAAUGCCAUGGUGGUAUAUUGCUAUAUGACAGUGUUAUGCAUUUAAUCAUGAGGGGGGAAAGAUUUUGGAUUUUUGGAUUUUUUCUUAUUUAAAAGAAGUAUUGAGUAUAUUAAGAAUGUAGUUUCAAAUCAAUAAGUCAUUAACAACACUGUUUCAGCUGCACACAGAGAGAACCUUCUGUGCCUUUUUGCCUGCAGUAAGCGUUCAUUUCUAUUUUACAGGAGCUGUAAGAAUGUUGAUGAUGAUUAUUGCACCUUGUUCUUCUGUAUAUAGACUUGAUUAAGUAUUGUUUUUUUUAAGCAAGGAGCAGUUCUUUAUUACUAGGUAGAGACCCUAGUAAACAUGAGAGGAGCUAUCAUAUGUCCUUGGAGCCCAGCCUCUUGCCCAGAGAGUGAGCGGGGCACUCCUCUGGAAUGUUGUCGUUUGUGUGUAUGUGUGUACAUAUGUGUAUAAAUAGUUAUUUAAAUACGUAAAUAUAAAAUCCGGCAUCACAUUGGUGUGAUGACAAGAAGUAGUCAGGUGCUAGGUGGUUACAUUAAAAGCACAGCAGAGAGUAUAAUCAGUCACCACGACUGGUGGUUUUGUAAACUAGGUUCAGUUUUUGAACCACCCAGAAUACCUCAUGUGUAAAUACAGCGGUCAUGACUCAAUUGAAAUACCGUUAUUGUGAAAAGAAUGUGAAGCCACUGGUUGGCUUAUGCCUUCUGAUCUAUCAUUCUUGCCUCUUUUUUUGUAAAGGGGUUGGUUUUUUGGUUUUGUUUUUUAAUAGGAUUUACAGCUAGAAUUUUGAAUGCCAAAGUUCUAUUUAUUAAAUAAAAAGUUUUCAAUGUUAAUGGCUAAGUAUUUUUCCACUGGACUAUUGUUUGUUGAUGUUGGAAUUUGUAUUUACAGAGAAAUAAAUUUUUUAUAAAAAAGA
This is a messenger RNA of Equus caballus (horse), 9313 nucleotides long. It is a transcript of the gene CEP85L, whose product is annotated as centrosomal protein 85 like. Gene Ontology annotation, cellular component: centrosome. The record is from RefSeq and is a predicted model, not a curated record. NCBI's taxonomy places the organism in Eukaryota, Metazoa, Chordata, Mammalia, Perissodactyla, Equidae.